GACUCCCUUUAUUUUUCUUCCCAUCUAACAUCUUAAUAUCUAAACCAAGAAACUAUCUUCAUACCCUAAAAAAUGGCUACUUUCUUUGGCUCUCCAACUUUUCUCUCUCACCCAUUAGCAAGAACUAACUACUUCUCUUCAUCAUCUCAGGCACCACCUCCUCCUCCUCCUACCCCACCAACUCCACCUUCACAAUCACAGUCAUCAGUGCCACCACAACAGCUAAGCACAAGCUCAUCUGAUCGGCCAACACCAAUCUCUGCUAAAGUUCAAGAACAAAAGCCUGUUAAGCCUGUUGCUGCUUCCACUACCAAAGUUGAAAGCACUGACUGGAUAGCUUCCACAUUAACAAGGCGGUUUGGCCUUGGUGCUGGCCUUGCUUGGGCUGGUUUUCUUGCAUUUGGUGUGAUCUCUGAGCAGAUUAAGACCCGCCUUGAAGUCUUCCAACAAGAAGCAAAUACAAGAGAUGUUGAGAAGGAAGACGAGGUAGUCUUGCCUAACGGCAUAAGGUACAUUGAAUUGAGGGUUGGAGGGGGUGCUUCUCCAAGGCCAGGGGACUUGGUGGUGAUUGAUCUCAAGGGAAGAGUUGAAGGAAGUGGACAAGUAUUUGUUGAUACAUUUGGAGGAGACAUGAACAAGAAGAAGCCUUUGGCAUUAGUAAUGGGGUCAAGGCCUUAUAGUAAAGGAAUGUGUGAGGGUAUAGAAUAUGUAUUGAGAUCAAUGAAAGCUGGAGGGAAAAGGAAAGUUACAGUGCCCUCUAGUUUAGGGUUUGGAGAAAAUGGUGCAGAUUUAGGUUCUGGUGUACAAAUCCCACCUUUUGCCACUCUUGAGUACAUUGUGGAGGUUGAGAAAGUUUCAAUUGCACCAGCUUGAUUUUGUUUUCUUUUUUUCUUUUCUUUUUUUUCCUUUUAAAUACUGAGGUGGAGUGCAAAGGUACAAUUUCUUUACAAUUAUAAUUCAAAAGAAAACCUUUUAAUUUUUUUUA
Messenger RNA from Ricinus communis (castor bean), 985 nucleotides. RefSeq names its product peptidyl-prolyl cis-trans isomerase FKBP17-2, chloroplastic. The coding region runs from base 73 to 873 and encodes 266 amino acids. NCBI's taxonomy places the organism in Eukaryota, Viridiplantae, Streptophyta, Magnoliopsida, Malpighiales, Euphorbiaceae. The transcript is spliced from 3 exons. Gene Ontology annotation, cellular component: chloroplast. Gene Ontology annotation, molecular function: peptidyl-prolyl cis-trans isomerase activity. The record is from RefSeq and is a predicted model, not a curated record.